Molecule: messenger RNA, 1047 nt
Organism: Rhineura floridana
Lineage: Eukaryota; Metazoa; Chordata; Lepidosauria; Squamata; Rhineuridae
Product: 2-oxoglutarate receptor 1-like
Exons: 1
Coding region: 1-1047 (348 amino acids)
Biological process (GO): G protein-coupled receptor signaling pathway
Cellular component (GO): plasma membrane
Molecular function (GO): G protein-coupled receptor activity
Source: RefSeq, a predicted model, not a curated record
AUGCUAGCAAUGGACACUGGUGCCUCUGAAAACGUAACAAAUGUGACCACUGCACUGCCCAGCUAUGCUGCAUUUGCUCUUGAGAACUGCACUGACGACGUGCAUGGGCUUAGGAAAUCCUACCUGCCACCUCUCUACAGCGUGAUCUUUUUUGUGGGAUUCCCAGGCAACAUCAUGGCGAUUUGUGUGUACACUUUCAAGAUGAGGCCCUGGAAAAGCAGCACCAUUAUUAUGUUCAACUUGGCCUGCACAGAUCUCCUGUACUUAUCCAGCCUUCCUUUCCUGAUUCACUACUAUGCCAACGGAGAGCAUUGGGUCUUUGGAGAUUUCCUGUGCAAGUUCCUCCGCUUUGGUUUCCACUUCAACUUAUACAGCAGCAUCCUCUUUCUGACCUGCUUCAGCAUCUUCCGAUACUUUGCAAUUGUCUACCCAGUAAGAUCUUUUCUUGUUUGGAAAAAGUCAUGGGCUGUUGUGGCCUGUGUUGCAUCUUGGGUAAUUUCACUGGGGGCUGUAACUCCUGUUAACUUUUUGAUUACCUCAGCAUCAGAGGAGAACAAAUCUAUUUGCCUUGACCUUACUAGUUCUGAAAACCUGGAUGUUAUUAGAUGGUACACCUGGCUUUUAACUGGCUUGGCCUUCUACUUGCCGUUAAUAACUGUGACUCUUUGUUACACUGUGAUCAUCUAUACCUUGGCUACUGGGCUCCAUACUGAAAACCCUUAUAAACAGAAGGCUCGUAAACUUGCUUUUCUCCUCCUGGUAGUCUUUUAUGUGUGCCUUCUUCCCUUCCAUAUUUUUAGGGUUGUUCGGAUUGAACUAAGGUUAUACUCAGUCAGCUGUGAUGUUGAAAACUAUAUCCAUGCCGCCUACAUUAUCUCCAGACCAUUGGCUGCACUGAACACAUGUGGAAACUUGUUACUUUAUGCCAUAAUCAGUGAUAAUUUCCAGCAAGCCAUUCAAUCUCUUUGGAGAUGCAAGUUGAGCAACUUAAUGCAACAGACAGGAAGUAGUAGUGACUUCAACAAAUCUGGAAUAUUGAAGUUAUGA